Molecule: messenger RNA, 603 nt
Organism: Funneliformis geosporum
Lineage: Eukaryota; Fungi; Glomeromycota; Glomeromycetes; Glomerales; Glomeraceae
Source: the annotation of a GenBank genome assembly
AUGUUACAGGAUUUAAUGAUCAUCCCAAAGACCGAUAUUCAUCAUGCAAAAGAACUCGGUAAUGCAGUUCCUACUUCUCCAUUCUUCUUCCUUAAACCAACCUCCUCUUACCUUUUAUCAGGUGAAAUAGAAAUACCUAAAGGUUGUGUUGUUCAUCACGAAGUUGAAUUAGGUGUGGUAAUUGGUAAAGACGGAAGAGAUAUUCGAAAAUCCGAAGCAAUGGAUUAUGUUGAAGGUUAUGCACUUGGUAUUGAUAUGACAGCGCGCAACCUCCAAGACGCAGCAAAGAAAAAAGGGUUACCGUGGAGUACAGCGAAAGGUUUUGAUACAUUUACUCCGAUCGGAGAAUUUAUUCCAAAAUCUGAAAUCAAAGAUCCUCAUAAUGUAAAUUUAUGGCUUAAGAUUCCUACAUUAAUUGAAUAUGUAAGCUCAAUCAUGACCCUAGAAAAGGGUGAUUUGAUUUUAACGGGAACACCUUCAGGUGUUGGACCUAUUCGUCCAGGUCAAGUUAUUACUGCAGGAUUAAAUGCUGAUAAUAAAAAUAUAUCUACAAUUAAAUUUUCUGUCGUGGAAAGAGUUGGAUUAUUUGAAUAUAAACCAUAA